ACCGAGCAACCUUCGACGGAAACCGCACGCGUACCGGGGUCAUAUAUAUUAUAGAAUAAUUUUAAUUUAAUUUAGUUUUUAUAAGCUCGUUCAACAUGAGAAGUUUAAUCAUCUUCGCUGCGUGCGCUUUUGUUUCAGCGCAAGACUUCGACUGCCCUACCAAGGUCGGAUUCUACGCAGACCCAUACCAGUGUGACCUUUAUUACAAAUGCAGCAAAGGUGAAGCGGAACCAAAACUUUGUCCAGAUGGCCUAGUGUUUGCAGAUGAAAACCCCAACAAAGAGCUGUGUGACAUCCCAUCAAAUGUAGAAUGUGGAGACAGAAAAGAAUUACAGGAACCAAAACCCUCUCCAGGCUGCCCACGUCAAAAUGGAUACUUCAAGCACCCAGAUCCUCAGGCUUGCGACAAAUUCAACUUCUGCUCGGAUGGUGUACCCAACGAACACCCUUGCCCUCCCGGUCUGUACUUCAACGAAGAGACUUCCAACUGUGACUGGAAGGAAUCUGUGCGGCGUACGUGCGAUCAGAUCACUAAAGAUGUAUUAGAUGAUGGUUUCACUUGCCCCGAUGGUGAUGUGAUGGGACCCAACGGCCGUGCUCUACCACACCCCACAUUCCCCCACCCCGAAGACUGCCAGAAGUUCUACAUCUGCCGCAACGGAGUGCAGCCACAGAAGGGCAGCUGUCCUUCAGGAAAGGUUUACAAUGAAGACACGUUCAUGUGCGACGAACCAGAGAAGGUGCAAGGAUGUGAAAACUACUACGAAGGGCAACCUACAGAAAAGAACAAACUACCGAAGAAGGCGUAGAACUUAGUUAGUAAGAUAUAAUUUAUAGUGUUAAGGUUUAAAUAAAUAGUGUCAUAGACUU
Molecule: messenger RNA, 870 nt
Organism: Maniola jurtina (meadow brown)
Lineage: Eukaryota; Metazoa; Arthropoda; Insecta; Lepidoptera; Nymphalidae
Product: protein obstructor-E-like
Exons: 7
Coding region: 96-809 (237 amino acids)
Cellular component (GO): extracellular region
Molecular function (GO): chitin binding
Source: RefSeq, a predicted model, not a curated record